ACGGCUUCCUCUUCCUUUCGAUUUCCUCUUCUCCGUCUCUCUUCCUUCAUUCAAAUUUCCCUCCCUCCUUCUCUAUCAAAAUACCAAACCCUCAUCCAACAAUGACUAUCUCCAAGAUCCACGCCAGACAGAUCUUCGACUCCCGUGGCAACCCCACCAUCGAGGUCGAGGUCACCACCGGGCUUGGCGUCUUCCGUGCCGGCGUUCCCUCCGGUGCCUCCACCGGUGUCCACGAAGCCGUCGAGCUCCGUGACAACGACGCGAACGCCUACUUUGGAAAGGGUGUCACCAAGGCUAUUGAGAACGUCAACCGACACCUCGGCCCCGCGCUGGUCAGCGCCAACAUCGAUGUUCAGAACCAGAGCGCGGUGGAUGAAUUCCUGAUCAGGUUGGACGGAACCACCAACAAGUCCAAGUACGGCGCCAACGCCAUCCUCGGUAUCUCCAUGGCCGUCCUCAAGGCCGGUGCCGCCGCCAAGGGCGUCCCUCUUUACCGUCACAUUGCUGACUUGGCCGGUUACGGCGGCAAGAAGAUCGUCCUGCCCGUCCCGGCCUUCAACGUCAUCAACGGAGGCUCCCACGCCGGCAACAAAUUGGCCAUGCAGGAAUUCAUGAUCCUCCCCACCGGUGCCUCCUCCUUUGCUGAGGCCAUGAAGAUGGGUUCGGAGGUCUAUCACACCCUCAAGUCCGUCAUCAAGAAGAAAUACGGUCAGGAUGCCACCAAUGUCGGUGACGAGGGUGGAUUCGCCCCCAACAUCCAGAGCAGCAUCGAAGGUCUCGAGCUCUUGAAGGAGGCCAUCGCUAGGGCUGGUUACACGAACGAGGUCAAGAUCGGCAUUGAUGCCGCCGCUUCUGAGUUCUUUAAGGAUGGCAUGUAUGACUUGGACUUUAAGAACCCCCAGUCCGAUCCCUCCCAGUGGUUGACCGGAGCGCAGCUCUCGACCAUGUACAUGGACUUCACCGCCAGGUACCCGAUCGUCUUGCUCGAGGAUCCUUUCGAUCAGGAUGACUGGAAUGCUUGGCCCCUCCUCACUAGCUCGACCCAUGUCCAGAUCGUCGGUGAUGACUUGACCGUCACCAACCCCAUCCGCAUCAUGACCGCCAUUGAGAGGAAGGCCUGCAAUACCUUGUUGCUCAAGGUUAACCAGAUCGGCACCAUCACCGAGUCCAUCAAGGCCGCUCUCCUUGCCCAGCAAUCCGGAUGGGGCAUCAUGGUCUCUCACCGCUCUGGUGAGACCGAGGACUGCACCAUUGCCGAUAUCGUCGUCGGUCUCCGCACGGGUCAGAUCAAGACGGGUGCUCCUUGCCGCUCGGAGCGCCUGGCCAAAUACAACCAGUUGCUCCGCAUCGAGGAGGAGCUCAACGGCGACUCUAUCUAUGCCGGUCAACACUUUGGCAAGGGCCAUCUCCUGUAAAUAAGACAAUAAGCACGCACACGCAUACACAUCAUCCAACAACAUUCGUGAAAGGAAAGAGUAUGGAGACCACAAACCCCAAACCCAAACCCAAAUCCAAUAAAGCCAUGCACUUGUACAGAAAACUGCUUUUCGAAAUGGUAUCCUGUCGUUUGCACCCUUGACAUCAAAUAGUCUAUACUCACCAAGAUGCUUGUAAACAGACAGCAACGUCCAAACCAUCCCCGAACAUCCUCCCUCCUUUUAAUGCUAGGCUCAUUGUUACUUUGAAUCAGUUUUAUUGUGUGUUGAUGACGAUGCUUUUGCUUGCUGUUGUUUUUGUUUUUGUUUUUUUUUUGCUGUCGCUGUUGCUGGUUGCCGCUGCUGUCGCUGUCGCUGCUGCUGCUGUUGCUGUUGCUGGUGCUGGUGCCGAUGCUACUGGUGCUGGUGCUGAUGCUGGUGC
Molecule: messenger RNA, 1857 nt
Organism: Gamsiella multidivaricata
Lineage: Eukaryota; Fungi; Mortierellomycota; Mortierellomycetes; Mortierellales; Mortierellaceae
Product: enolase
Exons: 4
Coding region: 102-1415 (437 amino acids)
Biological process (GO): glycolytic process
Cellular component (GO): phosphopyruvate hydratase complex
Molecular function (GO): phosphopyruvate hydratase activity; magnesium ion binding
Source: RefSeq, a predicted model, not a curated record